GCAUGUUUUACCCUUUCCUUUUCCUUUCUCCUUCCGCCCUUUUCGAUUUUCGACCUCCGCUUCGUACCUACAUUCUAUUUCCAGAUUCUGUUCUCCCCUUGUUUUUGUCGCUCUGUUUGUCUUGCUCGGUCCUGAUGCGUCUGUACGGUGGAUGGAGUGAAUGUCUAUGGGCUUGGUUUUGCUGCUUUUCUGGUGGCUUUUUAUUGUCAACGUCGCCUGGUGGGGGAGAUUGUAAUUUGUAAAGGAUGGUUUGUGGUACAAUGAAGCUAUUCUGGUACAUGGGAAUUUAGUUUGAAAGGUUCUCUUCUUGCAACAUGAGACUAGGUCCUGAUGCUAUCCAGGUGGGGGCUUGGAAUGUGGGGAAAUCAAACAGAAAGAAGAAGAAGGAUUGCGAAGCUGAGGGCCAUAGGAGCUGGAUUAAGUUUAGGUUUAUGGGAAGCUGUUUAUCUGCAAGGUCUAAAGCGGAUGGUUCCGUAAGUGGCACUAGCUCUCAAUCUGUUGUUCAAACCUAUAAUGCUAAUGCAUUUGAUUACAAUCUCUGCAUCGGCCAGCAUGUUAUAUGUUGCAUCAUUGACAAAUGGCACGUUGAUCUCCUUUAGUUUCUCCAUUUUGUUGCCUAUUUUAGUCAUGUUGGCAAAUUAUAUGGCUAUUUUCUUGUACAAUGAAAAGCUAGUUCUGUUGUUUAGUGCCACGAGGAUGUUAAAGCAUACUUUAUUUGAUUUGAUUAUCUGGUUUGGUGAGCAUGUUAUUUACACCUGUAUACUGAUCUCUUUGAUUUCUAUCCAAUGCUUUUGGUCUACCACAUGUGACAAGAUGAAUAGAUCACAUUUAAUUCUUGUUUUGUGGUGUUAGAUUAGUAAAUCCCUGCAUUUAUUAAUUUUGUUGGGUUUGCCUUUGCCUAAAUAAGAUAACUAACAUGGAUGAUAACGUGUCUGUCUUCUGUCAAGUAAACAUGUAUUUCUUAUUCUUGAUUAAUAAGCUCCCAGCUCUGGGACGUGUAGUGAUUGGGUGAUGCAGAAUGGAUUAUUGUUUGUUUCCUAGGAAGCACUUUAGGCGGUUUAAAUGUACACUCAGGUUUUAGUGUGUUUAAUUUACUGACAUCAUGAUACACCUGUGUGCUUCUUCUUCUUUUCUUUUUCUGUGAAUGAACAUAGUCCACUAUAAAGACAAAAUCAUAGCCUAAGGAGUCUUAACACAUAUAAUGCAUUAUUAUUAUAAUUGUUGUUGCUGUUGUUGUUGUUUGUUAACCUGCAGAGAGUAAAUCUACAAAUGAUACCAGCAGGGACCAACAAGUUAUUCCAGUUGUGUCCGCUUCAACCACCAGCACUGUUGAAAGCACUCCAUCCACUCCAAAUGUAGAUGAGGAACUGAAAGUUGCUUCUCAGCUUUGGAAAUUCUCCUUUAAUGAGCUUAAGUCAGCAACAAGGAAUUUUAGACCUGAGAGUUUUCUUGGGCAGGGAGGGUUUGGUUGUGUUUUCAAAGGUUGGAUCAAUGAGAAUGGAACUACUCCUGUGAAACCUGGUACAGGAUUGUCUGUUGCUGUUAAAACCCUCAACCAUGAUGGACUUCAGGGUCAUAAAGAAUGGCUUGCUGAAGUUACUUACCUUGGUGAUCUCAUGCAUCCUAAUUUGGUCAAGUUGAUUGGUUACUGCAUUGAGGAAGAUCAAAGGCUCCCGGUCUAUGAGUUUAUGCCUUGAGGAAGCUUGGAGAAUCACCGGUUUUGAAGUAUUUAGUUUAACAAACUGUUUCUAGAAAUUUAUUUACUUCGUCAUACUUUUCCACAUACAGUUGGUCUUACUUUUCUAGUGAAACGACUUCUUAGCGAGGAGUUUCAUUUAGAGUUUAAAGCCCAUUGAAACUUUGUGAUCUCAUUUAUAAAUGAGGAUGAGAAAA
Messenger RNA from Rubroshorea leprosula, 1893 nucleotides. Lineage: Eukaryota; Viridiplantae; Streptophyta; Magnoliopsida; Malvales; Dipterocarpaceae. The record is from the annotation of a GenBank genome assembly.